Molecule: messenger RNA, 1678 nt
Organism: Cannabis sativa
Lineage: Eukaryota; Viridiplantae; Streptophyta; Magnoliopsida; Rosales; Cannabaceae
Product: UDP-glycosyltransferase 73C4
Exons: 1
Coding region: 108-1592 (494 amino acids)
Molecular function (GO): UDP-glycosyltransferase activity
Source: RefSeq, a predicted model, not a curated record
UAACUUUAAUCUAGUAUAUAAAAAUGUUUACAACCGAGUACAUAAUCCAUAGAGCCAAAUAUUUGAGCAUAUCCAGUUAUAUAUAUAUAUAAAAAAAAAAAAAAAGCAUGGAUAUGGCUAUACAAGCCCAGAAAAAACUUCACUUUCUAGUGAUACCCUUAAUGAGCCAAGGUCACCAAAUUCCCAUGAUAGACAUAGCAAGAUUGCUAGCCCACCACGGCGCGAUGGUCACCAUAGUCACCACGCCACUCAACGCCGUCCGAUUCAACUCAAUCAUCGACCGUGACAUUCAAUCAGGUUACCCGAUCCAGAUCGUGGAGCUCCAGUUUCCACUGGCCCAAUCGGGUUUGCCCCAAGGAUCCGAAAGCACCGACACUCUCCCUUCUCUGAGUUUAUUCAAGAAUUUCAUGUCUGCCGUUAGCUUAUUACAACAACCAUUAGAACAACUCUUCCAACAACUAAACCCCACUCCUACUUGCAUAAUAGCCGACAAGAACAUCAUUUGGGCUGCCCAAACGGCCCAAAAGUUUCGGAUCCCGAAAAUUUCAUUUGAUGGGCUUAGUUGCUUUGCCAGUUCAUGCGCUCAUCACUUACACGUGUCUAAAAUCCACGAAACCAUCGAAUCUGAAUCUGAGCCGUUCAUUAUUCCCGGAUUGCCUGAUCGGGUUGAGCUCAUGAAAUGCCAGCUGUCCGGAGCUUUUAACCCACGCUCGGAACAGUUUUUAAAGGCCACGUGCAAAAGAGUUAUGGAAGCUGAAGAAGGAGCGUAUGGCGUUUUGGUGAAUAGUUUCGAGGAGUUAGAAGGCGAAUACGUGAGAGAGUAUAAAAAAAACGUAAAAGGAAGAAAAGUAUGGUGCGUUGGACCAGUUUCGUUAUGCAACGAAAACUAUUUGGAUAAAGCUGAGAGAGGUAAUAAAGCUUCAAUUGACAAUGAAGAUUGCUUGAAAUGGCUCGAUCUACAAGCUCCAAGCUCUGUCGUUUACGCUUGUCUUGGGAGUAUGAACAGACUCCUACCUCCGCAACUAGCGGAAUUGGGCUUGGGCCUCGAAGCCUCGAAAAGCCCAUUUGUUUGGGUCAUUAGGAAAGCCUACAAAAGUGAUGAGUUUGAAGAUUGGUUAAAGAAAGAUGGGCUUGAAGAGAGAACCAAAGGCCGUGGCCUGUUUAUACGAGGUUGGGCUCCACAAGUGUUAAUAUUGGCCCAUAAAGCAAUUGGAGCAUUCUUAACACAUUGUGGCUGGAAUUCCACACUGGAAGGAAUAUGUGCCGGUGUGCCUUUGGUGACGUGGCCAUUAUUUGCUGAGCAAUUUUAUAAUGAGAAAUUUAUAGUUCAAGUGAAGAAAAUUGGUGUGAGAGUUGGAGCUGAGGUAGUUGUUCCAAUUGGAGACGAAGAGAAAUAUGGGGUUUUGGUUAAGAGGGAUCAUGUUAAAGAGGGUAUUGAAAUGGUCAUGGAUAAAGGAAAAGAAGGAGAAGAGAGAAGAUUAAGAGCUAAACAAUUUGCUAUCCAGGCAAAGAAGGCUGUUCAAAAAGAAGGAUCUUCUUAUCUGAAUAUUACAUUAUUGUUAGAAGAUAUUAUGCAAAAUUUCCAUGCAUGAUAUGCUUGUGUUUUGAUAAAAAUAAAUGAUAGUUAUUUCUUUGCACUAAUUUUAAUAUGGUGAAUAAAGACGAGUGCAAGUUUAAU